Andrographis paniculata is the source of this 355-nucleotide messenger RNA. RefSeq names its product snakin-2-like. The coding region runs from base 38 to 355 and encodes 105 amino acids. NCBI's taxonomy places the organism in Eukaryota, Viridiplantae, Streptophyta, Magnoliopsida, Lamiales, Acanthaceae. The record is from RefSeq and is a predicted model, not a curated record. The transcript has 3 exons.
AUUACAAAUAUUUUCUAUAUUUUCAUCCAUCCAUUCGAUGAUGGCUUUUCCUAAAGUUGUUAUUGCCCCCAUCUUUAUUCUUCUAGUGAUCCUACAUCAUCAAGUCCAUGCUGUCCAAAUCAAACAAGAGGCUAGCAAUGUUGUCUCAGAGAGUUCAUACAGUCCUGAACCAGAUUGUGGAAGAGCUUGUGCAGCACGGUGUAGGCUAUCUAGCAGGCCAAGGCUGUGCAAGAGGGCGUGCGGGACUUGCUGUAUGAGAUGCAAGUGUGUGCCUCCGGGCACCUAUGGCAACUUAGACCUCUGCCCUUGCUAUGCUAACAUGACUACCCGUAACAACAAGCGCAAAUGCCCAUAA